UUCUCUUAGUGCACAGUUAUUUAUGUCCGUGGCUUUCCUCACUAUCAGUAUAUAAACACGUUGAUACCAAUUGUUUUUGUAUCCUCAGGGCUUGCAGACUGAUUAUCAAUAGAGUAGGCUCUAUGAAUAUUUGUUGAACUGACAAGAAAACUAUAUUUGCCCAAAGCCUUUGACCUCGAUCUCUAUCUUCAUCCUUUACCUUGACGGACCUCCGUUCCUACUGAGCCCCUAACUCCAGUGUCCUGAUCUCUGUGUUUCCAUCUGCUUCUUUCUGGUUUGGGCUCCACCCCUACCCUUAAAACGAAUCUCCCAGUUCCUCUUUCUAAUCCUUAUCUCAUCUUGAAUCCUGCUCUAACCUGAGCGGUUCCCUACCCUCAUUCACUCUCUAUUCCAAUUGUCUCUGGUUCCUAAACUUCCAUUUGUUGCCCACGUGGUUGCUAGCUUUUCCUUUUUCCUACCCCUCCUCAUCCAAGACUUUGCACAAACCACUUUUUCUCAAUUGGAAUGAAUGGACCUGACCCAGGAGUAGGAGAUAAUAGAAAAUGUUAAGGAAUAAGGCCUUAAUAACGGGGGACCUAGUGAUUCCUGAGUUCCUAGCUAAGAGAGGCUGAGGGGUAGGUUUCAAUAAGAACAAACAGGUCCCAGAAAAUCAGACUCAGGAUAAAGAUAGGAUGAGGAAGGCCAAAUAUAUCUUGAAGUCAAAGGGAAAAAAUGAAGAUAAAACAAAAUUAAAAAAAAAAGAUAAAAAGUAAAAUUAAAAUGAAGAUAAAAAAGAUUUUUAAAAAUUUUUAAAAGGUUGGGGAUAAAGAGGCAUCAAAAAAUAUUUGAGACCAUUAAGAUUGUUUUUAAAUGCCUUUGUUAGGUUGUGUCUGACUCUUCAUGGGCCCAUUUGGGGUUUUCUUGGCAAAGAUAAUGGAAUAAUUUACCAUUUUCUUCUCCAACUCAUUUUACAGAUGAGAAAACUGAGGCAAAAGGGUUAAGUGUCUUGCCCAGAGUCUCACAGCUAGUAAGUGUCUGAGGCCAGAUUUGAACUCAGGAAAAUGAGACGUCCUGACUCCAUCUCCUGCCACCUAGCAGCCUCUUCAAAGAGGGAAGCCUGAGCCGAGCGGGGCCCCUCCCUCUGCUUCACCCGCCCCCCAUCAUGCAGCCCCCCCUCGAUCUCAAGCAGAUUUUGCCCUUCCCAAUGGAGCCAGCUCCCACCCUGAGCCUCUUCAGCAACUUUGGCACGAUGGAUCCCGUGCAGAAGGCUGUGCUGUCCCACACCUUUGGGGGACCUCUACUCAAGACCAAGCGGCCAAUCAUUUCCUGUAACGUCUGUCAGAUCCGAUUUAAUUCCCAGAGCCAGGCAGAGGCGCACUACAAGGGCAAUCGGCAUGCUCGCCGUGUCAAAGGCAUCGAGGCCGCCAAGACCCGGGGCAAAGAGCCCGUCGUCAAGGAGCCUGGAGAGUCAGCACCAUCAGGCAACAGCCCUCCCAGCGAGGAUGGAGGGGCCCUCCGACCAGUUGUGGUGGAAAACGGGCUGAGCCUGGCCCCCAGAUCACCUGAGAAGCAGCCUGGUGUCCCCUCCCCAUCCAAUGUCCCAGAAACUGGACGGGCUGGAACCAAGGGCGACGGGAGGACUCCAGCCCCAGCCGCACUUCCAGGGGGCAGCAAGGAGGAGGAAGAAAAGGCCAAAAGGCUAUUAUAUUGUGCUCUGUGCAAGGUGGCUGUGAACUCCCUGUCCCAGCUUGAGGCACAUAACAAAGGUACCAAGCACAAGACAAUCCUGGAGGCACGCAGUGGGCUGGGCCCCAUCAAAGCGUACCCCAGGCUGGGGCCCCCCACUCCUGGGGAACCUGAGGCCCCUUCCCAGGACCGGACCUUCCACUGUGAAAUCUGCAAUGUUAAGGUCAAUUCUGAGAUCCAGUUAAAACAGCACAUCUCCAGCCGGAGGCACCGGGACGGCAUGGCUGGCAAACCUAACCCCCUGCUGAGCCGCCACAAGAAGCCACGGGGUGUUGGGGAAUUGGCGGGCACACUGACUUUCUCAAAGGAGCUGCCUAAGUCCUUGGCCGGUGGUCUUCUCCCCAGCCCUCUGGCGGUGGCUGCAGUGAUGGCGGCAGCGGCUGGCUCUCCGCUGUCCCUGCGCCCAGCCCCUGCUGCCCCGCUCCUCCAGGGCCCCCCCCUCACUCACCCCUUGCUCCACCCAGCCCCCGGGCCCAUCCGAACUGCGCACGGACCCAUCCUCUUCUCUCCCUACUGACCCCAACCCUGAACCCCCAGCCUCCCCCCAUUCCUAUUGGGACCCAGGCUCUGGGCCCCCCCAAGCCUGCCCCCCUCCUGGCUUUUCCUGGGAAGGAGUCUCUCUUUUCCUCCCCCAGACCACCCCAAGGUACGGGGUUCCAGGAAUGGGAAGGGGGAAGCGGGGGAGGGGGGCUUCAGAAGGGGGGGCACCCCAGAUCUCAGGGAACCCCACCCCUGCCCCUCCCUCUCCCUCAUAAAGGGGGGGCAUCUCAUCCCUAGCCCUUUUGGAGAUUACCCCUCUCCCAAAAGCCAUGUCCAUCCAGACCCUACCCCCAAACCUAGCACAAAAACGGGGUUCACAAGCCAUGUCCAGGGUCCGGGUCCGGGGUGAGGGUCAGGAACGGAUUUUCUUGGCAAUAAUCGGACUCUGGGACUCCGGAUCCCAUACCCCCAAACUGAAGCGCUUCCGUGAACAUCCCCAUGGAGGGGGGCAGGAGGGAUCCGGGGUCCUUCAUAAGCACUUUGGCAUUUUGGCCUGCAGCCUCACUGUGUCCACCUGGCCCAUCCUUCACCCUACCCCAACACUGUUCCAACCCGUACUGGGGGCAGUAUUUAUGGGGGGGUUACACCCCCACCCUCCCCCCUUACACAAACACCCAGUUCCUAGCCUGUACUCUCUCCUCCAGCCCGGGUUUCCACUGUCUUCUCACCAGCACCCAUGGUCCAUGGGGGUACUGAGGGGGGCAGGGGGUGUCCGUCCAAUCCGAAUCCACCCCGGCCCUGCCUUCCGCAAAACUGUGAGCGAGCAAAAAAGCAAUAGAAGCCCCUUCCCCCUGCUCCCUGCCGAAGGACUCGCACCCAGACCUGUAACCCUGCUCCCUGACCCCUAGCCCAGUUACCUCACUCCCCUCCCCACCAGCCCCCUCAACUGCACAACUUGGGCGGGGGCGGGGCCUCUGUGUUUCUCUGUCCUCGGUGUUGUCGAAUUCCUGCAGUCCUGGGGAGGCGGCCCCCCUUCUGCACCACCACCAUCACCUGUUUCUGCUUGAUGAUGUAGCAUCUUCCGCCUCCCAACAAUAAAGUCCAGAUUCGUUUUGCCCUUCGCUCCCCAAA
Antechinus flavipes (yellow-footed antechinus) is the source of this 3336-nucleotide messenger RNA. RefSeq names its product zinc finger protein 385A (gene ZNF385A). The record is from RefSeq and is a predicted model, not a curated record. The transcript has 8 exons. NCBI's taxonomy places the organism in Eukaryota, Metazoa, Chordata, Mammalia, Dasyuromorphia, Dasyuridae. Gene Ontology annotation, cellular component: nucleus. Gene Ontology annotation, molecular function: nucleic acid binding; zinc ion binding. Bases 1142 to 2242 code for a protein of 366 amino acids.